AUGACAGUAGCUCUUCGUAAAAACAAUUCUUAUAUAAUGUACGACGUUUAUAAUCAUAGUUAUCGUCACGGAGGAAAAAUUAAUGUAACUUACAUGGGUUCUUGGAAUAAAAAGAAUGGAUUAGAAAUAUCGUUAAAUCAAUAUAAGUAUAAACGACGUGCAGAUUUUCAUGGUCUCUCACUUAAUUUUUCAGUAGCUUACACUUCGACACCAAUACCGGAUUUGGAAACAUAUAUGACAACAUCAGUUAAUCCAGAUCGUGAUUCUUUAAGUCGUUUUCAUUACGCCUUAGUACAACAAUUAAAGGAUAUGUAUAAUUUCACUAUUCACAUGACCAAAGCAAAAACAUGGGGAUACAUAGUAAAUGGCAGUUUUAAUGGAAUAUUAGGAGACAUGUUGAAUGGAAUUGUGGAUAUUAGUGCAGCACCUUUUCUUUACAGUCUGGAAAGAAUAGACGUUUGUGAAUGGACAGUUCAAACUUAUUUCGCCAGACCAGUCCUUAUGUUUCGCCAUCCUAAGAAAAAUGCGAUACACAUUGUGUUUCUAAAACCUUUCUCAAAAGAAGUGUGGUGGGCAAUUAUGAUUUUUGGCAUAAUUUAUUGGACAAUAUUAUUAUGUAUGCUGAAAAUAGAAAUUAAAACUAAGUCUCAAUCUAGAAUGAGAAGUUUGAGAUCCACUCCCAUCCCAGGGGCAGCAUUUAUCGUUUGUGGAGCUCUGACUCAACAGGGAUCGUGUGAAGUUCCUCGUUUCUGUUCUAGUCGCAUUUUGUUUCUUUCUCUGUAUGUUUGGGGUCUUCUUACUUAUCAAUUUUACUCAGCUAGUAUUGUCGGCUCUCUUCUUGCAGAAUCACCUCAUUUCAUCAAUACUGUGCACGAUUUGCUAGCAACCAAUAUGGAAGUUGGUAUUGAAGAUGUUGGGUAUAAUCACAACUUUUUGAGAACACCUCCAGAUGACAGAUGUAGAGCUUUAAAAAAAAGAGUGCAAGAGAAUACAAAAAAAGGGAAGACCACCUUUUUAAACGGCACGGAAGGAAUCCGUAGAAUGCAAAAAGGCGAUUUUGCAUUUCUUGUUGAUGUUGCUACUGCUUACAGAAUUAUAGAGGAAACGUUUGCAGAUAAUGAGAUAUGCGACCUUGUGGAAAUUCAAGCUUAUGAUGCUUCGGAUCUUGGCUUAGUCACAAGCAAGCAUUCUCCUUUCAAGAAAAUGGUUAUCUAUGGCUUGAGACAAACUGUGACAAGUGGUAUAGCAAAACGUCAUCGAACAAUCUGGCAUCAUAGGAAACCGAAUUGUCCACCUGGUCAUAGUUCACUCCCAGCUCCAGUGCAAUUUCCAGAAUUUAGUCCAGCUAUCUUUUUACUACUUGCAGGCCUUAGUUUGUCUUUGAUAACGUUUCUGACAGAAAAAUUGAUAAAACAUUCAUUUCCACACCGACUUGCAAAUCUUAAGGAAUUGGAAAAAGGAAGCCUCUCUUCGAUUUUUGAGUAAUUUGAA
This is a messenger RNA of Belonocnema kinseyi, 1491 nucleotides long. RefSeq names its product ionotropic receptor 75a-like. The transcript is spliced from 8 exons. The record is from RefSeq and is a predicted model, not a curated record. Bases 1 to 1485 code for a protein of 494 amino acids. Gene Ontology annotation, molecular function: ligand-gated monoatomic ion channel activity. Lineage: Eukaryota; Metazoa; Arthropoda; Insecta; Hymenoptera; Cynipidae. Gene Ontology annotation, cellular component: membrane.